AUUGUUUAAAGAACAACAGUGAGGGAUUAUCAAAUUCUACUGUAGAAUUCCUGGAUUUAUUCAAUAAGUCUUUGACAUGUUUUGAACAUAACCUUCAGGGACAAACCAUCCAUCUGUCACAAAAUAACUACACAGAAGUAUGUAAAAACUGCAAUGAAACCUACAAGAUGUUGAAUGACCUGUAUAACAACUUGCAAAGGAUGAACAGGCAAGGUGGUGAGUCUGGGCACUCCGCACACUUGUGUAUCGACGUGGAAGAUGCAAUGAAUAUCACUCGGAAGCUUUGGAGCAGGACUUUCAACUGUUCUGUUCCCUGCAGUGAUACAGUCCCAGUGAUUGCAGUUUCAUCCUUUAUUCUCUUCCUACCUAUUGUUUUUUAUCUUAGUAGCUUCCUUCACUCAAAGCAGAAGAAGCGGAUACUCAUUUUGCCCAAGCGCAUCCAGUCAAAUGCCAGUCUUGUGAACAUCCAAGAAAAAUACAGCUGAGCUGCAAAACAAAACCUGAGAACUGCUGCUGGUAUACAGUGGGUACAAUUGUGUUGGAAUGAGGCCGGCACAAAAGAGGAGUUAAUUAUGGUUUAGUGUAAUGAUACAGAGCAACACAAGUUAAACAAAAUGCUGUCUGACUUCUAAGCGAGCAUAUUAACAAACAUGACAAGGCAGGGCUGUGUGAUACUGUAUGGACUCUGGUUUUGAAAAAUGUGUGGAUUUUUUUCUUUCAGUCUCGGGCUGAAGCUGGUGUUUUUCUGUUUCUAAGCUUUUGUACUUCUCAUCAAUAGAAUAGCUACACUUCUCUUGCAUGGUAUUUUUUCAUAUUUAUCAUACUUGUUUCCCAGAAACCUGAGAUUCUGAAUCUUUUUGAGAUGAUUUUCAUAGACAGACAAAACUUGAAAUAAUAUUUGAUGUUCUUGCUUGAAACAUGAGGUUUAAUUCUACAUAAUAUUCAGUCUUGCCAGUCUUGGGAUGGACAGGAAACCUUUAAAAACAUUCCCAUCU
Molecule: messenger RNA, 995 nt
Organism: Nestor notabilis (Kea)
Lineage: Eukaryota; Metazoa; Chordata; Aves; Psittaciformes; Psittacidae
Gene: OSTM1
Product: osteopetrosis associated transmembrane protein 1
Exons: 4
Cellular component (GO): cytosol
Source: RefSeq, a predicted model, not a curated record